AUGGAAGAAGGAUAUGAUUGGGACCAAAUUAGCAACUUCCAAAUAGUGGAUGGAAUGAACAUUUCAAGUUCAUCAUUAUUAGACGAUGAAUUGCUUAUAACAUCGCCUGAUUCUUCAAAUAGUGGUAAUAGCGUUUCAUUGGAUCAAAAAGAAUUCUCUAGACAGAUUUGCUCACCACUUUCCCAAUUUUUGGUUGGUUCUGACGGUCCCAAUUCAAAAAACGGAAGUCAAAAACACUUUUCACAACACCAACAUAGCAAUAUUCCCAAUAGUAAUGGUGAAGGUAACUUUGGCUUAAAUAAUAACCAUUCAUCAUUAGUUGGAGAUUCCCAACAUUAUGGAAUUCAGACGGGACUAACAGGCUCUGGAGCUAACAUUAGAGAUAAUUCUAUAUACAAUAAUGGAUAUCAACUCAAUGAUACUGAUAAGAUUACUACCACUGAAAAAGAAUUUACUAAGCGUAAACGCCCAUAUAAUAGUGGCAAUAAUAGCAGUAACAAUAUUAAUGUCAAUGGUGGUUCUUCAAAUAGAAUAGGUGGUAGCUGUACUCAAAACGGUUUAUCAGGAAUAGGUAGAUCCGUUAUAGGUAUUGGUGGUAUUGGAACUGGCGUUGCAAAUAACUCAUUAACCAAAACUCCAAGUAAGACUCGUACUAGAAAAGUACGAGAAGCUUCUGAGGAAUUUGGAAAUGCUUCAGGUGGAUCAUCAACGAAUUCAAAAUCUGGUUACUCUUCUAAUACAGGAGAAGGAGGUUGUUCGUUCAACUCAUCAUCGAAUAUUACUGAAGAUCUUAACUCUGUUAAGUAUUAUGAAGGAUUUAAGCUGCCUCUUGGAGACCUUGGACGAAAGAUGCUUCUUAAGAAAUUACGUGAAAUACAUACUCAAAAUCCUACAAAAAUGGAGAAGGCUCUUACUGAUCAUGGUUUAUCUUACACUAGAAUUAGAUUUGCAAGCGUACAGCAACUCUUUAAAAUCUCUUAUGUAUGUGAUGUAUUUGAUUAUGCUCUGAGUAUACACUGUGAAUUUGGUAGGCCAAGACAUAGAGAUUCUUCAAAAAGUGUCCAACUUUCUUCAGUUAACUCAAAUUCAAAUUUAAUGUCCCAAUUGUCUCACUCAAAUAUUUCGUCAAGAAGGGUAUUAGAUUCCCAACAGCAUAACAGACUCGGAGGAACUGCAGUACAAGGAGGUGUUUCUGAUAAAUUUGAAUCGCAUUCUACUAUCAAUAAUGGAGGAGUUGUUCCAAGAGCUCAAGGACUUUUAGAUGAUUCUUCAAAAGGACUAGGAAAGCUUGACAAUGACUUGGAUACCUAUACUCCAGAAACAUCUCCAUGUAGCCAUAGAUCUUAUUCUUCAAAUAAGAGUCUCUAUUCAAAGGAUUCAAGCUUUAUUUCCAAUACACCUUUAAAUAAGAUUGACCAUGACAUUACUUCACCAAUUUCCAUAUUCUCUACCACAAGCGGUUCGCCAGCAUCCCAAAGAAAGAGAAGAGGAUCUGCAAAAUCAAACUAUAAUUUUUCACCUCCCCCUAUUCCUGUUACAAAUUCUCCACUACAAUCAGGAGUCCCAAAGGACAUUUCUUCUUUGAAUACAGAACUUUCCAGUUAUAUGAACAAUCAGAGCCUGUUAAAUUAUAGUUUAACUAACAACAAUAUUUCCAAUAAUAAUGUUAAUGGAAGCUCGUCCGUUUCAGGAUUCGGUGCACAAAAUGAUGUUUGUAAUAACCACUUUUCUGAACAACAUCAUCAACUUCACCACAAUAUACCACAUUAUAAUAAUGUAAGUAAUCACCUCCAAUCUGGAGGUCGAAUUCCCUCUCCAUAUCAUAAGAAACAUGAAGAGCAUGAUCCAUUAGAUUCCAUUGUCCCCAUUAAUACCGGCUCAGAUAAUGUUCUACAUAAGCCAGCAAAAAGACAAAAAAUCAGAUCCAAAAAAAAGAAUACUUUGGCAGAUAUUAGAAGUGACACUCCAACACAUACAAAUUUUAAUUAUACAAGUUCAAGCCAACCUGGAAUGAAUAAUAGCUCAAAUAUAUUCAAUUGUGGAGAUAUUGACGAGAUUUACUGCACUUCGACUAUUGACACUGAAAUUACCCCCUUCUAUCAACCUGAGUCCGAAACUGCUCAUCUUGGUGAAUUCGAUACAGCUCAUCAUCAAGAUUCAAUCCACUUCAUUUCCUCUUCUGAAUCGCAUGACCAAAAUAUUCCAAUUUGUUCAGCUUUUGGCUCUCCUUUUGAUUCUUCUUUAAUUAUCAGCUCUUUUGACACUGAAAGCUCCCAAAAUUCUGGAACCAUUACAUGUGAUAGCCCAACAUCAUUCUAUCUAUAUUCUCAAACAAAUGUCUCUUCCAAUUAUGACGAGUAUAUGGAUUCUCCUUGUCUAAAUGGAUUUCUUACUCAGGGCUUAAAUUCUAUAGAAAUGUUUAAUUCGAGCGAGCUUGAAAUGGACAACUUUGAUAUUGGAUGUCCUUUGAUUUCAAUUUAA
Molecule: messenger RNA, 2481 nt
Organism: Cryptosporidium ubiquitum
Lineage: Eukaryota; Apicomplexa; Conoidasida; Eucoccidiorida; Cryptosporidiidae
Exons: 1
Coding region: 1-2481 (826 amino acids)
Source: RefSeq, a predicted model, not a curated record